Messenger RNA from Gracilinanus agilis (Agile Gracile Mouse Opossum), 5457 nucleotides. It is a transcript of the gene C4A, whose product is annotated as complement C4A (Rodgers blood group). Gene Ontology annotation, molecular function: endopeptidase inhibitor activity; protein binding. Gene Ontology annotation, biological process: complement activation. The record is from RefSeq and is a predicted model, not a curated record. The transcript has 41 exons. Gene Ontology annotation, cellular component: extracellular region. The coding region runs from base 16 to 5253 and encodes 1745 amino acids. NCBI's taxonomy places the organism in Eukaryota, Metazoa, Chordata, Mammalia, Didelphimorphia, Didelphidae.
GCAGCCUUCCCAACCAUGAAGCUCUUUUGGAUGCUGCUUUGGGCUUCAAGCCUCUUCACCUUGACUGUACAGGAAGCCAGGCUGUUGAUCUUUUCACCCUCUGUGGUUCGUCUGGGUGUGCCACUCUCAGUGGGUCUGCAACUCCAUGGAGCUUCAAAGGGACAGAAAGUCAAGGGUAUUAUCUUCCUGAGAAAUCCAUCAGGACCCUCAGGGCACUGCUCUGAGGAUGUAACUUUUUCCCUGGACUCUGAUAAUGACUUUCAGCUACUCAGUCUCCCGGUCCCACUGGUUCAUGUACAGCGCUGUGGGCUCAAUAAGCUUCUGGAAUCUCCUGUUGUGCAACUUGUGGCCCAGACAUCAUGGCUGAAAUCAACUCUGUCUCGAAAAACAGACACUCAGGGUGUCAACCUGUUCUUUUCCUCACGCCGGGGUCACCUUUUUCUACAGACAGACCAGCCUGUUUACAACCCUGGCCAACGUGUUCGAUUCCGAGUCUUUGCUCUGGAUGAGAACAUGAGACCAUCCAUGGAUACCCUUACUAUUACUGUUCAGAACUCUCAUGGUCUUCAAAUACGGAAGAAGAAUAUGCUUUCAAAACAUUCCAUUUUCCAAGAUGAUUUUGUGAUACCUGAUAUCUCAGAGCCUGGAACCUGGAGGAUCUCAGCUCGAUUCUCUGACAGCUUAGGCUCCAACAGCAGUACUGAAUUCGAGGUGAAGAAAUAUGUUCUCCCGAAUUUUGAGGUGAAGAUCAUACCUAAAGAGUCUUACAUCCUUGUGGCUCCUGACGUUGAUGUGCAGAUCCAAUUGAAUGUCCAGGCCAAGUAUGUAUAUGGGAAAUCAGUGCAGGGAGUAGCUUAUGUUCGAUUUGGAGUCCUGGAUGAGAAUGGUGAAAAGAAAUUCCUUCGAGGGCUGGAGAAGCAGUCCAAGUUGGCAGAUGGCCUCUGUAGCAUUACCCUCUCAGGAAAUGAGAUCCAAAAAGCAUUAAACAUCUCUGGGAUGGAUGAUCUUCAGGGGCUGCGUCUCUAUGUAGCAGCUGCUGUCAUCGAAUCCCCUGGGGGAGAACUAGAGGAAGCUGAACUUACCUCCUUGCGCUUCGUCUCAUCUCCAUUUUCAGUGGAUCUCAGUAGCACCAAGCGAUAUUUUAUACCAGGAGCCCCUUUUUUGCUACAGGGCUUUGUUCAGCAUGUUUCUGGCUCUCCAGCUCCUGGGGUCCUCAUCAAAGUUUCUGCCAACUCAAUCACUUCAGGAGUCAAUUCUAAAAUCCAGGUCCCUAAGGUCAAUACAGAUGAGAGGGGUCAGUUUGGCAUUCCCAUCAACAUCCCCCAAGGCACCCAAGAGUUGCAACUCACGGUGUCUGCAGGAUCUUCCUUCCCAGCAGAAGCCACCUUCACUGCCCAUUCUCUACCCUCUAGAGGUCCUGGGUUCUUGUCCAUGGAGCGGCUGGAUCUCAGCCCUCCCCGUGUGGGACAGUCAUUCACUGUAAAUCUUCAUGCUGUGGGAGCUGAAGGAGUUCCUUUCUCCCACUAUUACUACAUGGUCCUGUCUCGUGGAGAGAUCAUAUCUGUGCAUCGAGUGGCAAAGGGGGCUUUGACCUCCAUCUCUGUGCCUGUGACCUCCCAAAUUGUGCCCUCCUUCCGCCUUGUCGCCUUCUAUUACCAUGAUGGUCAGCCAGUUGCCAACUCCUUGAAAGUGGAUGUCCAGGCUGGGGAUUGUGAGGGGAAGCUGGAACUGAAAGUGGAUGAAGCAGAACUUCGACCAGGAGACCGGCUGAGGCUAAAUGUACACACAGAUUCCUCAGCCAUCGUAGCCCUGGGAGCUGUGGACACUGCUGUGUAUGCAGCUGGUGGCCAAAGGCAUAGCCCUCUCCAUAUGAAGAAGGUCUUCAAUGCCAUGAACAGCUAUGACCUGGGCUGUGGUCCUGGGGGUGGUGUCAAUGCUCUUAAGGUUUUUGAAGCAGCUGGUUUGAUGUUUUCAGAUGGACACCAGUGGAUCGAGCUCAAGAGCAGUCCGAGGUGCCCCAAGGAAAAGUCAAGCCGGAAAAGGAGAAAUGUGGAAUUCCAGAAGGCGAUUCUUCAGAAGGUGAGUCAAUAUGUUGGCAAAGCCAAACGCUGUUGCCAUGAUGGGAUGACACCAUUGCCGAUGCGCCGGUCCUGCAAAGACAGAGCAGCCAGAGUACUGGAACCCACCUGCCGCGAGUCCUUCCUGUCUUGCUGCCAGUUUGCUGAAGAGCUUCGUAAAAAGAUGCGCACCCGGGGCAGUAUGGGGCUUGCCCGAGGUAAUAGUUGUGGCCUGGAGGAAGAAGAGCUCUUGGAUGAGGAUGACAUCCCUGUCCGGACUUUUUUCCCUGAGAACUGGCUUUGGACCCAGUUGACAGUAAAUAACGUUUACAAAGUAGAGGAGCUUGUUCCUGAUUCUUUGACUACAUGGGAAGUCCAUGCUGUGAGCCUUUCCCAGACAAAAGGUCUUUGUGUGGCUAAGCCUGUCCAGGUUAGAGUCUUCCAAGAAUUCCACUUACAUCUUCGCCUUCCCUUCUCUGUCCGAAGAUUUGAACAGCUAGAACUUCGACCUGUCAUCUAUAACUACCUGAAUAGGAGCCUGUCUGUGAAUGUCCAGGUGUCCCCUGUGGAAGGGCUGUGCCUAGCUGGUGGCGGUGGCAGGGUGUUAAAGCUGGAGUUACCCCCUAUCUCUGCACGGCCCGUUUCCUUUCCUGUGGUGCCCACGGCCGCUGCUGCUGUGUCCCUGAAGGUCCUGGCCCAGGGACCCUUUGGAGUCGGGGAUGCUGUAGCCAAGGUCCUGCACAUUGAGAGAGAAGGAGCAGUCCAGAUCAAGGAGUAUGCCUACAAGCUGAACCCCCUGGACUCACGUGGCCGAACCUUGGAGAUUCCGGGGGAGAACCCAUCCAAUGCUAUUCCUGAUGGAGACUUUAGUAGCAUUGUUCGUGUCACAGCCUCCGAUCCCAUGGACACCCUGGGCUCUGGGGGGGCCUUGUCCCCAGGAGGGCUGGGGUCCUUGCUGAGGGUGCCCCGGGGUUGUGCCGAGCAGACUAUGGUCUACCUGUCCCCCACACUUGCGGCUUCUCGUUAUCUGGACAAGACCGAACAGUGGGGGAAGCUGCCCCCUGAGAUGAAGGACCAUGCCGUGGAUCUCAUUCAGAAAGGCUAUGCUCGCAUCCUGCAGUUCCGGAAGUCUGAUGGCUCCUACGGGGCUUGGUUGCACCGGGAGAGCAGCACUUGGCUCACGGCCUUUGUCCUAAAAGUGCUCAGCAUCGCCCAGGAGCAGGUGGACGGCUCCAUGGAAGGGCUGAGAGAGACGGCCCAGUGGCUUCUGACAAAACAGCUAGGGGACGGCUCUUUUCAGGACCCCUGUCCGGUCCUCCAUAGGGAUAUGCAGGGUGGCCUGGUGGGACCUGACGAGUCUGUGGCCCUGACCGCCUUUGUGGUUGUAGCCCUCCAGCAGAGCUUGUCUGCCUUCCAGACCUCUGAGGAUGAUCCCAACAAGGAGAGAACCAAAGAGCUGCUUCGGGGAGUGGAAGCCUCCAUCUCCCGUGCAGACUCCUUCCUGGUGGGAAAGAUAACUGCUGGGCUCCUGGGAUCUCACGCAUCUGCCAUCACUGCCUAUGCCCUGACCCUGACAAAGGCCCCUGAAGAUGCCCAGAAUCUGGCCCAUAACAACAUUAUGGCGAUGGCCCAACAAAAUGGAGAUGACCUCUUCUGGGGUCCAGUCGCUGGGUCUCAGAAUAAUGCUGUCUCACCAACUGCAAGUGUGGGCAGUGCCUCAGAAACCACCACCCUAGCCCCAGCCCUGUGGGUGGAAACCACGGCCUACGUCCUGCUCCACCUCCUGCUGCGGGAGGGUAAGGCCGAGCUGGCUGACCAGGCUGCAAGCUGGCUCACCCGCCAGGCGAGCUUCCAAGGGGGAUUCCGCAGUACCCAGGACACGGUAGUUGCCCUGGACGCCCUAGCUGAGUACUGGAUAGCCAGUCAUACGACCACAGAGACCAACCUUAACGUAAGCCUGAGCACUGAGGGUCGCCAAGGAACCGAGUCCCACUUCAUCCAGUUAGACAACCAUCAAAAGUUGGGGGUACAGGAGGACCUACAGUUUCCCUUGGGCAACAAGAUCACUGUCAAGGUGGGAGGAAACAGCAAAGGGAUCUUAAAGAUUCUACGUAAGUUCAACAUCCUAGAGGAGAAAAAUACCACCUGUAAGGACUUCAAACUGGAAGUGACAGUCACAGGCUCUGUCCAGUAUUCAGAGGCAUCGGAUGAUGACUAUGAAUACUACGAGGAAGAACUCCAGCCUGGGGAUGACCCAAGCCCCCUGGAGUCUCCUGUGACACCCCUGCAGCUAUUUGAGGGACGUCGGAACCGCCGGAAGAGGGAAGCGCCCAAGGUGGGCAAUGACAAGGAGCAGAGGGUACAUUAUGAAGUGUGCAUUUGGCGAAGCGACGGGGUCAGAUUUCCUGGAAUGGCUAUCGUAGACAUCACCCUGCUGAGUGGAUUCCAUGCCCUGCAGGCCGACCUAGAAAAAUUGACCUCACUCUCAGAUCGUUACGUGAGUCACUUUGAGACCCAGGGACCCCACGUGCUGCUGUACUUUGAUUCAGUUUCUGCCUCCCGGGACUGUGUGGGCUUUGAGGCUGUGCAGGAAGUGCCUAUAGGACUGGUGCAGCCAGCAAGUGCUGUCCUCUAUGAUUACUAUGAGCCUGGGCAGAAAUGUGUUGUGUUCUAUGGGGCCCCGAGUAAGAGUAAACUCCUGUCCACGUUGUGCUCCGGAGAUGUUUGCCAGUGUGCAGAGGGGAAAUGUCCUAAAAAAUACCGAAUCACAGAAGUGGAUAAAAUGGAGGAGAAAGUCAGGAUCAACUAUGCCUGCUAUGAUCCACGUGUGCAGUAUGGUUUCAAGGUUAAGGUUCUUCGGGCAGAGGACAAAGUCGCCUUCCGACUCUUUGAAACCAGGAUCACCCGUGUUCUGCACUAUACUCAAGAUGUCAAAGUUGCUAUUGGCCAGACUCGAAACUUCCUAGUCCGAAUCUCUUGUCGCCUGCAGCUAGAGCCGGAGAAGGAAUAUUUGAUCAUGGGGCUUGAUGGAGUCACCUUCGAUGAUAAGGAAAACCCCCAGUAUUUGCUGGACUCCAUGACUUGGAUUGAGGAGAUACCUUCUGAAAAGAACUGCCAGGCUCUGCGAUAUCGGAAUGCUUGUACCAACCUCAAUGAAUUCCUCCAGCAAUAUGAAACACAGGGGUGCCAGGUUUAGGAGGUGACAGCCUCUCCCUCCCCUUCCCUUCCCCUUCACCCAAGGUACCCUAAAAUCCUGUCCUUCACACUUGCCCUGUGCUCGAUCUUCUUCAUGAAAGGAAAGGCGGUCUUAUUCCUUCAGGACCAGAUUCUUCCCCUCUGUCAUCUCCUGUACUGGAAGCUAGGACAGAGACUUGCUUAAUAAAAGUUGUUUGAUGACUGA